UAUCUUUUCAAACAUAACUGUAACAAUGAGUUCUCAUGUUAAUGAAACGCUUGAAACUCCUGACCUGUCUCAUUUGAGUCUGACAGAUUUUGACCAAGUGUAUGAACCAAGAGAAGAUUCUUUUUUGUUUCUGGAUGCUCUUGAAAAGGAUCUGAAUUUCAUCCGCUCUGUGCAACCCAGAUUAGGUCUGGAAGUUGGCAGUGGAUCUGGUGUGAUAUCAGCAGCUGUAGCAAGGGCCUUGGGGUCUACUUGCUUUAUGAUGGCUACUGAUGUUAACCCAUUCGCAUGUAGUGUCACUCAACAAACUGCAGAAAAAAAUAAAACCAAUGUCGCAUGUGUGCAGAUGGAUUUGGACACAAUGUUCAGAAUGGACAAUUCGAUUGACCUGCUGCUGUUUAAUCCUCCAUACUGUGUAACUUCCUCAGAAGAACUGAUUGAGCCAGGAGAAGAUGGUUCAUUCCUUCAUUUAGCCUGGGCGGGGGGUCUCCGAGGAAGGGAGGUCACUGAUCGCCUCCUCUCUCAUGUGGGUAAAUUACUGUCAUCAAAGUCGUUAUUUUAUUUAGUUGUUAUCAAGGAAAAUGAUCCAGCAGAAAUCAUGAAUGUGUUAUCUGUUCAAGGUUUUGAAGGGAAGACUGUUGCUAGCCGGAAAGUAAAAAAUGAAUGUUUGUCGGUUUUAAGGUUUUACAGGGGCCUCUAACCAUUUCCUUUAUACUGGAAAUACAAUGUUAUUUUUUUUAGUUAA
Molecule: messenger RNA, 742 nt
Organism: Thrips palmi
Lineage: Eukaryota; Metazoa; Arthropoda; Insecta; Thysanoptera; Thripidae
Product: methyltransferase N6AMT1-like
Exons: 2
Coding region: 26-697 (223 amino acids)
Biological process (GO): methylation
Cellular component (GO): eRF1 methyltransferase complex
Molecular function (GO): S-adenosylmethionine-dependent methyltransferase activity; nucleic acid binding; protein methyltransferase activity
Source: RefSeq, a predicted model, not a curated record